CUCAAGUUUGAAACUUUUUUUUUUUUUUUUUUAACAAGGAGGAGGAAUCCGGUUACAACAAACUCUUGUAACCGAUCUCACAGCAACGGAGAGAAGAAAACACUCGUUCAAUAAUUCACACAUCUGUGCCAGAUACACGGUUACAGAGCAAAAAGGGAGCUACAAGAGGAGGACAUUUGUUUUUAUCGAGGAGAACCAACAAAACAAGCAAACAAACACAAAACAUGCUGUGAGAAGACUUUUCCCCUGCGCCGCCAGGAUGAAGACUUGAGAGAUUUUUUGUUCAGAUUAAUUUGUCAUCUUGUUGGGCUUGACCACUCCUGUGUCUUCACUGAGCUGAGAGAGGAAGACUUGACUAUGGACUCCUUCAGCACCAAGAGCUUAGCCCUGCAGGCGCAGAAGAAGCUGAUGAGCAAGAUGGCCACCAAGAGCGUGGCCAACCUCUUCAUCGACGACACCAGCAGCGAAGUGCUGGACGAGCUGUACCGCGUCACCAAGGAGUACACCCGCAACCGCAAAGAGUCCCAGAAGAUCAUCAAGAACUUGAUUAAGAUGGUGGUGAAGCUGGGAGUGCUCUAUAGAAACAACCAGUUCAACAGUGAGGAGCUGAUCCUGGUGGAGAACUUCAGGAAGAAAGUCCACACUCUGGCCAUGACGGCGGUCAGUUUCCACCAGAUCGAGUUCACUUUUGACCGCCGCGUCAUGAGCGCCAUUUUGAAUGAGUGUCGCGAACUGCUGCACCAGGCCAUCAAACGCCACCUGACAGCCAAGAGCCACUCGAGAGUCAACCACGUCUUCAAUCAUUUCGCCGACUGUGACUUCCUGGCCACCCUCUAUGGUCCCUCGGAGGUUUACCGCGCCCACCUGCAGAGGAUCUGUAAUGGCGUCAACAAGAUGCUCGACGACGGGAACCUCUGACCUCUGUUUGCCUCGCUGUCUUGCACCCUUACCUCUAGUCACCAGUCACGCACCAUCUUGUAGGAUUUUUUUUUUUUUUUUAAGGUGACAAUCAUGAACAUUUUUAUUUUUCAUUUGUUGGUUUGUGUUUGUGUGUGUCUUUCAGAUAUUACUGUAACACUGAAAUUCUCUUGGCUAGUUAGUCCAAAGUCUGUUUCUUCUCCAGCCUGACUCUCACAGUAAACAAUACCUAGCAGAUGUGUUUUUUUUGUUUGUUUUUGUUUUUUUAAUGAAUGUAAAACUUCAUGCUCUUAUCAGUAUAUUCAGGGCUAGGAGCCUUGACAACUGUGCCUUGACCAAAAAAAAAAACAA
Molecule: messenger RNA, 1269 nt
Organism: Lates calcarifer (barramundi perch)
Lineage: Eukaryota; Metazoa; Chordata; Actinopteri; Centropomidae
Gene: tnfaip8l1
Product: tumor necrosis factor, alpha-induced protein 8-like 1
Exons: 3
Coding region: 358-918 (186 amino acids)
Biological process (GO): regulation of apoptotic process
Cellular component (GO): cytoplasm
Source: RefSeq, a predicted model, not a curated record